This is a messenger RNA of Aspergillus aculeatus ATCC 16872, 1511 nucleotides long. RefSeq lists its product as uncharacterized. The transcript has a single exon. The record is from RefSeq and is a predicted model, not a curated record. The coding region runs from base 35 to 1054 and encodes 339 amino acids. Lineage: Eukaryota; Fungi; Ascomycota; Eurotiomycetes; Eurotiales; Aspergillaceae.
GUCCAGUUAGCCCAACUUUGGUUCGCAGACGGAUAUGGAAGCGUCUCACCCAGCCCCAGAGGGUAUUAUGUUACCCCCAAGCUCUAUGGACUCGGCAGGUUCGGUUGACUCGACCUCGUCCGGCUCUACCGUCGAGCAUACCAGGGAGCCAGAAAGCAGUGAUCACGUCACGAUCACCUUGUCUCUCACGCCUGAUUCGCCUGCCCAAACCCCGAGUCGUGCUUCUUUCAACCGCUCCCACGUCCGCUCACGAUCGAUGAUCGAGGUUCCAGGCGUCCCUCCAAUGACGCGCGCCCACUCUUCCCCCGGGCUGGACUCGCGGGGCAGGUAUAUCUUCGUCAAUGGUCGCGUGGGCUCUGCCAACGCUGGCGAUAAUUCAGCUAGGCGUUAUCUGCCGCUGCAGGUGAACACGGGGGAAUCGUCCGACUCGAGAAUGGUGCCCCUGAACGUCUCCCAGACCAUCUCUGAGAACGCGGAGUUGGACACCAGGAUGGUUACGUCUCCUUCCAAGGCCGACUGGCACCCUACAUCGCCUGUACUCCCGCACACACUUCCUCGCGUCAAUCGUCGACGUCCCUCGUCUCCUUUGAGUUUCCAUCCGCCAUCGUCGCCUGGUUCGGUUAUGGGCAGCCCGUCUCCCUCGCACUCAUCUCCUGGCGUACUCAGUUCGCGAUUCAAUGAGACCUUUCCAGGCUACUCUGCUUCUUCUACUUCAUCUAUUCCCUCGACUCCUACCAGUCUCCGAUCUCGCAGCCCGAGCAUCUCCUCGCUGGAAACCAUUCCGGAUAUUCCCGAUGCGGAAGCAGCAGCCAUAGAGGCGGACAGGAUCGCAGCAUUGAAAGCUGCUGCCGAUAAAGCCGAUGAAGCGGAAGAGGCCACCAAUACGAAUCGACGGCGUGGAACUUCCGAUGCUUCGGGUCCCUCGAGCCCUUUCAUGAACACGCGCGUUUCAUCUGGUGGAUACGGGGUGCGGGCCGAUAAGCGGAAGCGCUGGAGUGUUUGUGGAGCGGAACGUCGUCAAGACCUGGAUUUGGAGACCAUCUGGGAAGAUUGAGGAGUCAAAUGAAUCCGACACAACUACUAUCAGGAACCACGAUCCUUCUUGCAAUGGACAACGGCUCUCGCCGGGCGUCAAGAACCACAAACCGCCCGAGCCGACCUUAUUGAACCUUAUCGAACACACAUUUCUCAUCCUUUCAUUCAAUUCGGCGCUCAAUCGAGGGAUACCCCCAUCUCUUCCGUCCUCUUUCUAGCACGUGCGGUGUUUUUGUGCUUCGAAUUUUGCCGAGGAGGGAAGAGCGGAGUCUUGAGGAUCACGCAGGCUCGUUGAUACUCUAGUCGUGGAAGGCAGCAUAUUGGCGCAUGGUCACUUCAAAUGAUGCCCUGGGCGGAUUUAGUCUCUGGGGUUUAUGCGUUCCUGUUCUUUCACUCUUGCUUCCUAUUAGCUGUCGUUUCUUUUUUCUCUCCUCUAUUUUUUUUCGAGCGAGAUUGACCUACCAACCUGUGAUUCC